Triplophysa dalaica is the source of this 1114-nucleotide messenger RNA. RefSeq names its product bMERB domain containing 1 (gene bmerb1). The record is from RefSeq and is a predicted model, not a curated record. Bases 149 to 715 code for a protein of 188 amino acids. Gene Ontology annotation, biological process: negative regulation of microtubule depolymerization. The transcript is spliced from 6 exons. Lineage: Eukaryota; Metazoa; Chordata; Actinopteri; Cypriniformes; Nemacheilidae. Gene Ontology annotation, cellular component: microtubule cytoskeleton.
UGCAUCCCUCAUCCCGGUGACGUCGCAUAGAUUCAUUCCGUUAAAAUCAUGUUUAUCUCCUACAGAUGAGCACAAAUCCGCGUGAUCACAACAACGAGACCGCCAUCAGACUCACAGAAAUCAGACAUCUGACACAUUCACGUUUAUAAUGGAAUUAAAGAAGGUGGUCUGUGAGAGCGAGCGGACGAUGAAAAGCUAUGGCGCGCUGCGCGAGACCAAGAGGAACGCCGACAAAGGCCAGAUGGACGUGUCCAUGGCAGAGAGCUCCUUGUCUCCUGAUGAGAUUGAGGCAGAAAUGGCUCGGAUUCAGCGCCUUAGGGAGGUGCUGGUGAGACGGGAAUCUGAACUGCGCUUCAUGAUGGAUGAUAUUCAGCUCUGUAGAGAGAUUAUGAGUCUGAAACAAGAGCUGAGAACGAUUGUUACAAUGUCAGACGCAGAGAAGACAAAGAAAUAUCGUCAGAGAGAAGAGAAAUUAAUCCAAGAGAUUCAUCAACUGGUGCAGAAGAGAGAUUUUCUGGUGGAUGACGCAGAGGUCGAGCGACUGAGGGAGCAAGAGGAAGACAAAGAGAUGACAGAGUUUCUGCGACAGAAGCUCAGUGUUAUACAGAGAGCUCCCAGAAAGACAGACCCUCCACCCUACAAACCUUCCAUCACCAAGACCAGCGUGGCCAUCAUUAAAGACUGCUGUGGAGCUACUCUGUGUGCCAUCAUGUGAUGAUGUGAGACCAGCCGAAGUAUCACAGCACUUAUUCUUAAGAUUUCACAAGUAAUAUUAAAUGAUUUUUUUUCUUCAUUGGCUUAAUUUACUGCAUCACCAAAGCCACUCAGGUUAAUCUAGCACCAACUCCAUCACAAACUAUCUAGAGGGAUCCGGAGGAACAGCAGAGGAUUAUGGGUAAUUUCCUGUUAUAAUAGUGUAGGGUAGUAGAGAUGUUCCGAUACACUUUUUCCCUUCCCUAUACCUGUCGGCCGAUACGGAGCAAUGAUCCGAUCUCUGGGUGUGUAUCUGUAUACAGCUCAUCUAUUACCAGCCCUGGGUGAAUUGAUAAGAAUGAUUUUAUGGUGUUCUUCAGACUCAUCCCUUAAUAAAACAUGAACAAAGACAAACAGUGAA